Mizuhopecten yessoensis (Yesso scallop) is the source of this 6354-nucleotide messenger RNA. Its product is annotated as papilin-like. Lineage: Eukaryota; Metazoa; Mollusca; Bivalvia; Pectinida; Pectinidae. Gene Ontology annotation, cellular component: axon; neuronal cell body; plasma membrane. Gene Ontology annotation, biological process: homophilic cell-cell adhesion; synapse organization. Gene Ontology annotation, molecular function: axon guidance receptor activity. The record is from RefSeq and is a predicted model, not a curated record. The transcript is spliced from 3 exons. Bases 49 to 678 code for a protein of 209 amino acids.
ACAGUGUGAGCCUCAAACAUCCUAUUUAUUUGUAUCAUAUAAUCACCCAUGUCUUCUUUUAUUACAGAUGCCUAUACCGUAAAAAUCCUCAAAACCUCCUAUGCCAUCACUGAAGGAACUACCUUCACCAUUCCAUGUUCUGCAUCAUCAGCUGCAUCAGCUGCAACAGCUGCAACAGCGACAAGUUUCUCCUGGGAGCGUACCAUCGAUGGUCGAACCUUACCAAUCCGCAUUGAUGGUGCUCAUUUCUCUGGAGUUACCACUGGCUCUCCAUCUCUGAACAUCAUCCAAGCCUUUAUCACAGAUUCUGGAACUUACACCUGCGUUGCUUCUAACUCCGCUGGAACUGCAAGGACUUCAACACAGUUACCUGUUUCUGAACGUCAAACCAUCAUCCCACCUGUGUAUGUCCAGAGUAACACUACCCAUACACUGACCCGUCCAGCUGAUGACAAGGCCACUAAACUGACAUUGACAGAACCGGGAGGUAUCCCAUAUGUCACGGGUACCACUGUGGAGGCUGGUCUGAGUGGUAGUGUUAAACCCUGGUUAUCUUCCAGUCACACAGGAGGGAGUUAUACACUGACGUUUGCAAAGUUCCUGCCCAGUGACAUGGGGAUAUAUACAACUGAAGUGGACGGGAUUGUGGAUACACAGAUAGCCAUUGUACAAGGUUGACUCGUACGGUUAUGUUGCUCCCUGUGAUGCAACAAUUUCUGACACAGAAAAAGUAUUUUAUAAGAGUCAGUUGUAAAGGUUGUCAGUUGUGUAUCAUGUUGGUCAGCAGCAUUGUUUAAUAUGUGUUUAGUGUGAAUUGUCAUUAUUCCGUCCAUAAUUGUCUUGAGAAACUUGACCAUAUCUUAGAUGAGGUGUGUACGUAUAUUACGGUGAAGUACAAAAUGAUAUCUAAGAUUUGAUCAGAUACUGAUGAUAUGAUGUGUUUACCCACGCAUAGUUUUAGUGUUAGGGGAUAAAUAUAAAGUAUUACCAAUGCACAGCGCGCACUUUGUCUAUGCAAGUGUACAGAUACACUUUUGACUGCUACAAACUAAAAUAAUUGUAUCAAACGAUACAGUGUUUCUUGUUAAAAAUUCAAAGUUAUCCUAAAAUUUCAUUCCAUAUCCUUAAGUUUAGACAAACAGAUAGCCCGGACAAGCAAAGGUCAAUUGAGACGAUUCUUAUCCUUUUUUCUUGAAACCAGUUAAUCUAUAUGUAGGUCUAAUUGAAAAUAUUUUUUCUGAACAUUGUAUUCUUGAUCUUAUAUAAGUUUGUGAACACUUCUGAUGUGAAGACUGAUACAACCGUCCAUACUAUAAAAAUGGCAACUUUGUAUGAUAAGUACUGUAGAAUGUUUAAUGUCUAUGUAUCUUUGAAACUUUGUUAGAAGAUAAGACUCGUCUGUGAUGACGGUCUGUGUAUAUAUUACAAAACAAUGUGUAAAAAGUAGUGUUUGGAUAUUGAAAAAAGUACAAACAAUUAAAGAAAGUACAGUGUUUGAUUUUAUCAUAAAUUUGUUACUGUUCCGAGUUAAGGUUGAACGGGAUCUUCUGUAUUUGUAGUUGUAUGUAACUUAUUUAGGAAUUCAAGCACAUUUGCAAAAAAAUGUCUAUCACAACUGCGACACAUACUGUCCAAAAUUAAGUGUUUUAACAACAAAGUAAAGCAUUAUAAAAAUUCUGUUUACACAACCAAUAAGAGUUUCUAUGAGACGUUUCGAUGUCUAGUACGGUGUGAACACUGUCACAUUCAUCAGACAAAUGACCAGUGAAGCGUAUGCACAUUAAGGUGUAAAAUGUGUACGAGGUGUCCACAAAAUCGAUGUCGUUUCGGUGACGCUGUAAGCGAUUGUACAAUAUUUUUUUUAUGUAUGUACCGAAAUGUCUCGAGUCAUCGAAACAAGUCUUACUUAUCAACCUGAAGAAAAUGUUUAGAAACAAAGUGAAGCAGCAUUCAGAAGGAUUUUCCUGUGCUUUCUGUUGCAUUUUGACUACCUUUCUUGACCCUACCAAACAUCAGUUGAAAUUUCCCGUCAUACAUUCGACUUAAAAGAACGGUGAACGAUACGAUUAGAUCUGGAAGAAAAAACAGAAUAAUUUCAGUUCUUCAAAAUAUUCACCUGUCUUAUUUCUUGUGAAUUAUUGUAUUAAUCUUUAGCGUUUGAAAACGAAAUGUUAACAUUUUUUUGUAUAGAUUAUAUUAUUUAUUUUUGUCAUAUCAUAUGUUGUAUAUUUUCUUCUUAAAUGUGCACGUACAUUUUAUAUGAUUCUGUUGUUUAUAGAUAUUUUCUAUCGAAAUUAUCUAAUUUAAUGCAUAGAAAACGCAAAAUGUUGUGAGCCAUGCUGGAGGCAAAAAUAGUGAAAUUUCAAAAGUGCAGGAUAAAGUCAAACAAAUGUAAACAAGUAGAGGGGGAAACGAGAUCUGAAUUGAGUCAUUAAUGAAUUAUGUCCAGGAGAAACUUCGUAAUAGAGUAAAAUAUAAUUCAACCAGGUUUAAUUUAUGUAUUAUGACAUAUUGUCUUGAAUAAAAGAAGUAGCAUUCUAAAUAUUUGGUACCAUGUACUCGGUAAAUAAUGGAAUGACAUUGUGAAUUAGUGACGUCAUACCAUUUCUUUCUAAAGGCACUAUAUAUAUUUAAUUUGUAAGCUGUAUUGAUUUUAACAACUGUACUGUCAUGCUUUGUAAAUAUCUUUGCUUUCUUGCCUUAUACAUCAAAGAUGACCCUUCCGGUUGAUUACAUUCAUAUUUCUAAUUUAAUCACAUUAAAACAGACCAUGGUUUGUCAUCAGUAUAAAAAUUCCUCUGAUAUCAUAUUUGGUGGGUACAGUAUAGCAGAUUUUGUAUAAAAAGUCAGUCAGGUUUAUAAUAAACAAGCCGGAUACAGAUUUACAAGGAAAGGCUAUGUCAGAGUGAUGCUGAAUUAAGUCGAAUAUUACGCGACUGAAGGGAAAGUCCUUUAUAGUCAGUAAAUGAGACGCAAUUGAUUUCUUUCAACAUACGGUACUAUUUCGGCAGUUAGUUCAUACACCACAAAUACGUUGUUACAAGCAUGAUCAAUAGGUAUUCAAUAUAUAUAUAUAUAUAAAACAGCAUGACGACAUAUUAAUAAAAUUCAAUCAGACUGGAUUGCUUUUUGUCGGUGGUCGGUGUGUGGAACUUGCAGUGCCAUAUAUAUUGUACUGUAUAAUAGUAGCAAUACUCUCAAUGUUUUCUUUUGUUAAUUUUACACAUCUCUUCACUACUUUUGUAACGAUGUAUAUUAAAAUAUAAACUAAAUUUUGUUCAUAUUUGUAAAUAAUCAAUUAUGCAUAAAAAUAUAUCAAAUUUUAUUUUGUACAUUUGUGAAAAAAUAUGUGUAUAGUUAUGCAGUAACCCAUGGAAGAGUCUGGGGACAACGUUUUCGUGAUUAUGACGUCAGGUGUGAAAAAUCUCGGGGGGGGGACAAAUUUAAAAUACACAAGCAUUUGAAUUACUAUUCUUUUUGAAAUAAAGUUGGUUUUGAAUGGCCUUGUUAAAGUUCAUAGAAAAUAUAUAGUUUUAUAGCCUUUUGUGAUUCAUAGUUAUAUACACUUCGUUUAUUCCGGACAUUUUGCUUGAAACUUUCAAGAAAAAAAUACCAAUUCGUACAGUAACUAAUUGAAUAGGAUUUCUGAUUCAACCAGUUUGUCUGAAUAAAAAGAAAUGUCUAGGUGAAUAAAAAUGAAAUAUCUCUUGACAUUAAUGAAAUCGUAAGGAAGGUAUCUACAAAAUUAUUCUAAACUGGCAUCCGGAGUAACGAGGUUCCCUGAUAAAUGUAACGUAUAAACUGAUCAAAUAUUACUAUGUUAUAUCAUAAUGUUUUACAUACGUCAUAUGUUGUUAUAGCUUGAUUUUUGCAGCAAAUAUAUUAACAAGUGCCGAUACAGUUUUAAUAUGUAAUGCAAUUGUUUACGUUGUGAUUUAUUAUUUUUUUUAGAUUGCCCGCUACCAAAUAAGAAUUUAUAGAAAAAUGCUUUAGGAGAUGAAUGAAAAUAUGCUAGAAUAAUGGCAUCGAAUAUAAUAUUUUGUAAUUUUGAAAACAUUAGAAUGUUUUCUUGAGCAAUUAGGCAACUCCAAAAUUUGUAAAACAUGGUCAACUGAAACGGUUGAUGAGGUAUCCCUUGAUAGAGAAAACACGUGACGUUCUGAUAUUUUACAUUUUCAAUGUAAACAGAUGUUUUAUAUAUUCUAGAGAAGCUUCGUAGUUAUUGAUCUUAUCAGUUUAAUACAUUAUCAAAAUAUGAUAACUAAUUGUACAACUUUGUUUAACCAUUUGCUUUUUAGUGUGCUCGAUUGUUUUUAAUUGUUUCCCUAUUUACGUUAUGCAAACAUGCAAAACUGCACCAUGUCAGCACGAUUGGUAAUGAUACACGAAAGAAUGAUGAAAUGUUAGCUACGUCACAGUGUUAUUUUGUGACGUCAUUGAAUUUUAAGAAUUUAAAUAUAAUAAAUUGGAGGUAAAAGAAUAGGGGCCGUAUUCAUGAAACCCUUCUUAUGCUUAAGAUCAGAUUCUGGGCUCAAGCGGAGUUUUGUUGUUCUGUUGAUAAAUCAAUAGUACUGCAGAUUUUCCCCAUUAUUUUGAUCAUUUCAGGAGAGACUUAAAACAGAAUAAUGUGUUCCAUGUCUACACUACACUCUUUGACCGUGUCACUUGAUGUAAGUAAGCUACAAGGAGGUUGGUCUGAGCACAGAAUAUUUGUCUAAGCAUGAGAACGGUUAAAUGAUUAAAGAGCCAGGUUAUACCAAAAAGACGACUGUUUGGGAUUGUUUGUUCUCGUAUUAAACAAAACAUGGUGCAUAACUCUAAAUCUGUGAUCUUCAACGUCCUCUAGUCGUACUUGACUCUACGUCUUUAGUCACUAACUUUAGAAUGUACAUUAUACCAUUAUUUUAGCUGUUUUAUAGUGUCAUGUAUUUUACAUUUUUUAAAUUCUUUUAAAGAGAAUUGUAUUGAAAUUUAUCUGAAAUUAUGUUAUCUUUUCAGUCAUUUUGAGUAUCAUUUAACGCUACAGUUUCUGUGGUUGUGGUUUGAGUUUAAGGUUUAGUAAAAUAUUCUGAUUUUUUUAUCAAAUGUUCGACUUUUUAGUAAAAAAUAAACCACUUAAUUAUUGCUAUGAAAUUCAGGAUCAAAAUUGCUUUCUAUAUUUAUUUUCAACUGUUUUUACAUUUUGUGAACUAUAACCGAAUAAUGUAUUGCUACUUAAAGAUUUUAUUUUUCAUUUAUAGAUACAUACACAAAAACUUGUUAUUACGAAUUCUAUGACCACAGUUUCGAUAAUGUAAGGAUUUAAUUCGAAAUACGUUUUUUUUUUUUAAAUGCUGAGAUAUGCUUAAGCAUGUGGCUGUAAGACCUUUAUGGCUAUGUGCGAAGUUCCGUAUGUCAACUGAGAACAAUGAACACAUUUUUGAAAAAAAAUUGACUUUGGACCUACGAUUAAUUUAACGUUCAACAUCGUAAUAACGAAGUUUGACUGUAUUUGAUUUGGUUGUACUUUAAGGUGACACCCCUGUAUUAUAAGUGUAUAGUUUAUGGAUCGUUUUAUUGAAUACAGUAAUUGGUUUACAAUACUAUUUGAAUAAGUUAUGAUUUUAAAAAUUAAGGGUGGGAAACGCAGACGUUUUUUCAUUAAUCUUUAUUUUGAGUUCUUCAAACAUAAUUGUUAAAUAUACUGUCUUUUGUUUGCUUAACAAUGCACAUUUUUGAACCCCCAAAAAAUCGAGAUUUUCCCUCAAUCACUUGUAUUCUACAGUAAAGUUGUUUCCUCAGUAUUUUUGAUUUCGCCAAUUCAGAUUUCUACGAAAUAAGAUGUUUUAAAAUAAUCGCAAAUGUGAGGUAAUUUUCGGUUUCUAUAGUAUGAUAAAGAAUAUAUUCAGUGUCGCAUGCGUUAAUAAGAUAUGCCGUGUCAUACAGAAUGUGAUUCCAAGGUAAUUUAGCAUUAAACAAUGAAAACUUGAAUGCAAUCUAUCGGUCUAUUCUACGUUAACCUCAAAGCAAAAUGUUUGCUGCUAUCAUAAAAUAAAGUUUCUGCUAUGGGUGAGAUUUAAUAACAAUUUGGUUUUAUCCGUAUGGCUUUGACGAAGCGUGUUCCUAUUGAAUGUUUUUAUUCCUGUUUUUUUUAAACCGAUCCUUAUCUUUAACCGGUAUAUUGCUUAACAUAUUAAUUGAUGUAAAAGUUUGUGAUUACCACCUAGUAAAUUGAAAUAUACAUGGGUAUCAUCUUAUUUUAGAUUCAUUAGCUAGCAAUGUACCAGAUACUAUAUUUUAGCUAGGUAUCCUAUAUUUUAUACAUAUUUCUGUGUAGAUGUUUAUUAAAAAAAAAAUAAAGAUCAUUGAUCUCUA